AUGGCUAGCGCAGAUACAUCACCCCUCCAAGAUCCGAUCCACUACUUUGCAAUCGUUUCAAGCCUCCUGCUCGGUUGGAUGGAACCGCUCUCAACGACUACAGAAGGGCCACCACGCUUCGAAGGUGUCGUGGUUGACAGAAAUCGCGAAGAGGCCGCAGCCUUCGCUUUGGAAGUUUAUGCUCAUGGACUGGAAACUCCACCAAGUGAACGUUAUUACAUCUUCUGGGCGGAUGCAUCUGUAUGCCAGAGUCUCGGGGCCGGGACAGUUGUGUGGAAGAUGUCCAUUGCGACCGAACGGUGGGCCCAAGAAGGCCACUUCUACCCGUACAAAACCAACAAUGUCAUCAUUGUGGAGAUCUUCGCGAUCUGCGCUGCGUUGGAAACGGCGCUUUCACAGAUCCGGGAUCUGCAAUCCACAGCAGAGCAGAGCGAGGACGAGAUACAUCAACCAACACAAAACAGAGGUAAAGUGACGGUCUUCUCCGACUCCAUUGACGCUCUCCAGCUUAUCGACAGCUACUACCCCUCGACUGGGUCUCGGAAUCUCUCUCGAAAGGCCCGCGCGUUCUAUUAUCGGGGGGAAAUACAGACGGUGUUUAAACACACCCAUGAAUUGCGUCGCCUUGUAGUUCAGGUGGAGUUGCACCUUGUCCCGGGACACAACUACAUACCGGGGAAUGUCCAGGCCCAUCAAUAA
Penicillium alfredii is the source of this 699-nucleotide messenger RNA. RefSeq lists its product as uncharacterized. The transcript has 2 exons. Gene Ontology annotation, molecular function: nucleic acid binding. The coding region runs from base 1 to 699 and encodes 232 amino acids. The record is from RefSeq and is a predicted model, not a curated record. Lineage: Eukaryota; Fungi; Ascomycota; Eurotiomycetes; Eurotiales; Aspergillaceae.